AUAGCUGGAUAAUUAAUUUAGUCAAAUGUGUUAAUACGAGUGGUGGAAGAAAGGAUGAGAUUCUAAAUAUGUUUGUUUUUAUGUUUACACCCUUGAUUUAGUCUUUUGGCCUAAGUUUUAACAAGAACACUAUAUUGUGUCAUUGUUUAUGAAAUACGUUUUAUUUUAAGUAAUAUUUUCAAUUUGUAGUAUAGAAAUUUGGGCUGUGAUAAAACGGCGAGGCUUAUUUCAUUCUGACAUCCUAUGGGAAAUUUUAAGAUUAAUUGUGGGUGUAUUUAAAUACUUACAAUUGCCUUUGGCAUCACUGUUUGUUACACUAAUUUCUUCUUAUCCAAGUCAACGACAAUAGUCAAUGAUUGGUUGUCUUGUCUCACUUCUCACUUCUCAUUGAAUGAGUUGAUUACGUUGGAUCAGAACACUUGUUGCUUGUUCUAUGUUGAUCUCUAUUUACUUUACUUUAACUUGAGUAAAGUCGAGGUGUCUUUUAACCAGUUAACAACGCCACCUCAAAAACAUUAGCUAUCUGUGUUAAAUCUUGAUAGGAGGUUGUAAUUUUUUAUUGUUACAAGGUAUUUGUAGCAACUGAAAAGUAAAUGAAGUUUCGUCUUUUACUGAUAAAUUCUUCAUGUUUACAUUGUAUGACUACCAGCUCUUCAGCUGUUUUUCUACAACCUAUAUUCGAAUUUUAUCCUAUUAUGAUAGGAGCCUGAACAAUUGAGCAAGAAUUUGAUUGAAAUUAAACCUAUAUUUAACAUUCAAUUUGAAAAUGGUUGGCUCUUGUACAUCAAAAUCAACUGUUAUAAAAGAGAUGCAAGAAAUUCAAGAUACAUUAGCAGCAUUUUACCAUAGGAUAGAUGUAAUUGAGAGGAGUCUUAAAUCGACAUUACUUGCAAAUGAAGACAGGGAAAACAUGGAGAAAGAGCUUCAAGAUAUUACAACAAAACUAUCAAGUUUGGAAGGCAGUUUGCAGGGCUUAAGAAGAGAGAACAGUAAAACAUUUGCAUUUGCUGUGUUACUUAUGUUUUUUAGUUUUUUAAGUUAUGGAUUGUAUGUAAUGAUAUGUGGUCCACCUUGAUUGUAAUGGCUAAUAAAUUAUCAUUUAUUUUUAACAUGUGCAAAUUAUAUUUUUUAAAUAAUAAAUAUUUAGAUGAUUUUUUAA
Messenger RNA from Homalodisca vitripennis (glassy-winged sharpshooter), 1159 nucleotides. RefSeq lists its product as uncharacterized. The transcript is spliced from 3 exons. Bases 767 to 1075 code for a protein of 102 amino acids. The record is from RefSeq and is a predicted model, not a curated record. NCBI's taxonomy places the organism in Eukaryota, Metazoa, Arthropoda, Insecta, Hemiptera, Cicadellidae.